CGUCGAUCUGUGCACUGACUGCAUGAUCAAACUGACUAUAUACAUCGCCGCUUGUAUUUCUUGCUGUUCUUUACCUUACUAACUGAAAAGGACCUACAGGACUCUCAGUGAAUAUUUGUGUCUGCUGCUAAAGUUCAUGUUCCGCCAAAUUAUCAGAAAACUACCUCUUCGGGUCACCGGCAGAAACGCAUCACUGAAUCCCAUCAACAACAUCCAACGAACUAUGGCAUCUUUAAACAAACCCUUUACCGACCCGUCUAUGAAACAGUUUAUGGAAGAUUUUCAUAAACUCAUGAUCAGUGAAGCCAUAGAAGCGGAGGAGGAUGUGAACAAUAAAGUUUGUAACUUUGUCCAACCACAGGAAUUAGAGAAAUUACUUGACCUUGACAUUCAAGAAGGUCCUACUUCAAACGACCGAUUAUUGGAGUUGAGUAGUGACCUUAUCAAGUACAGCGUUAAAACAGGUCAUCCGCGGUUCUAUAAUCAGUUGUACAGUGGUAAAGAUCCUUACAGCAUGGCAGGGGCGUGGCUAACUGACGCCCUCAGUACCAAUCUGCACACAUAUGAAGUAGCCCCUGUUUUCGUUAUACUGGAGAAAUACAUGAUGAAGAAAAUGUGUUCCGUUUUUGGAUUUCCAAACGGCGAUGGUGUUUUCUGUCCAGGUGGAUCAUAUUCCAAUAUCUUGGCACUUCAUGUCGCAAGAUACAAGUCCAACCCUUCACUUAAACAGACGGGGAAUUUCGGUUCGAAGGUCAUGACAAUGUUCACUCAUACAGAUGCACAUUACUCUCUGGCCAAAGGCUCCAGUUUUUUAGGAAUGGGAAUGAACAAUCUUAUCCGAGUCGAUACAGAUGAUAUUGGGCGAAUGUGUCCCGAAGACCUGGAUAAAAAGCUCACAGAACAGAAGUCAAAAGGAACACAACCCAUUUUUGUGAUGGCGACCUGUGGUUCGACCGUUCUCGGAUCAUAUGACGACCUAAAUGCUGUAGCCGAUGUGUGCCAGAAACACGGUGUUUGGAUGCAUGUCGAUGCUGCCUGGGGAGGAAGUGCAAUUUUAUCUGAUAAACACCGGGCACUGAUGAGUGGAGUUGAAAGGGCAGACUCAGUGGCUUGGAAUCAGCAUAAGAUGAGCGGUGUUCCCGUCCAGUGCUCAUCUCUUCUAAUGAAAGAGAAGGGACUUCUGGAACAAUGCAAUUCCUUCCGAGCAGAAUACCUCUUUCAACCCGACAAAUGUUAUGACACCUCGUAUGAUAUUGGUGACAAAACGAUACAGUGUGGACGAAAAGCUGAUGUGCUUAAACUCUGGAUGCAAUGGAAAGCUUAUGGUGACAAUGGCAUGGCAGCUCGAGUGGAUCAUGCCUUCGAAAUGGCAAAAUACUUGACACAAAAGGUUAGAGAAACAGAAGGCUUCCGGCUUGUCUUACCUGAGUUUCAAUGUACGAACAUAAGUUUCUGGUACAUUCCACCACGACUGAGAGGCCAACAAGAAAACGAUGAUUGGUGGAAGGAAGUAGCUAAGGUGGCACCACAAAUAAAGACAAAGAUGAUGAUGGAGGGAACAAUGAUGACCGCCUAUCAGCCCUUGUCUAGCAAAGGACUGGUGAACUUUUUCCGGAUAAUAAUAGAAAACCCGCUUUGUGACACAGCCGGGAUGGACUUCAUAGUGCAGGAAAUAGAUCGACUAGGCCGCAGUCUCUAAUAAGAUCGACUAGGCCGCAGUCUAUAAAUAGAUCGACUAGGCCGCAGUCUAUAAAUAGAUCGACUAGGCCGCAGACUAUAGAGUAUCAUCUAUCGGAGACAUACAUUAUACAUAUACCAAUGCGUUAGCACAUCGUUGGUUCGUUUUUACCUACUAAUCAGAGGUGGAUAUUAUUUUGUGCCAAUAUCAAUUAGUGUUUAGAAAAUUAUCUAUUUAUUAUAUUAUAUUAUAUAUUAUAUGGAUAACUUGUGGUAGCAGUUAGUAUAUUCCAAGUAUAUGAUGUCCGUGUAUUACUAACUUAGAUAUACGUGAAAUAUUUAUGACAAUUGUGCUCUUAGAGCAAAUCAUGUUUAAUCAGUGAAACAAAAUCUGAUUUUCAAAAUAAUAAUGGCUUUUAAUAAAUAUGGCGUCAAUUUUUUUCUGUCCAAAGCCCAAAAUCCAAAUAAGUUAUUCUACCCAGAAUGGCACAUAUUGAAUUAUCGAAUAAUAAGAAAGAAACAUAGUUCAUUUAACUUGUAUCAAACUUUUAUAAUAAGAAAUAUUUCGUUUUACAUAUGUAUCAGCGGUUGUGUCAAGAAAAUAUCUUAAAAUAUAUCGAUGAAAAGAGAAACGAAACAACAUCUUAUCAUUUUUUUCUCAUUUUUAUUAAAGAAAAGGGUUAGACAAGCGAGUGUCAUGAUAUAGUACGAUGUACUGUCAGACUACUUCAAAAAUGAAAAUGUAAACGACCAAUGAAAUAACAGCAUUCAGACGUCUGAUAGUUUUUUUAUAGCUUUCAGUACUUGAAA
This is a messenger RNA of Ylistrum balloti, 2487 nucleotides long. Its product is annotated as cysteine sulfinic acid decarboxylase-like. The record is from RefSeq and is a predicted model, not a curated record. Gene Ontology annotation, molecular function: carboxy-lyase activity; pyridoxal phosphate binding. Gene Ontology annotation, biological process: carboxylic acid metabolic process. The coding region runs from base 137 to 1699 and encodes 520 amino acids. Gene Ontology annotation, cellular component: cytoplasm. The transcript is spliced from 16 exons. NCBI's taxonomy places the organism in Eukaryota, Metazoa, Mollusca, Bivalvia, Pectinida, Pectinidae.